Molecule: messenger RNA, 2151 nt
Organism: Cavenderia fasciculata
Lineage: Eukaryota; Evosea; Eumycetozoa; Acytosteliales; Cavenderiaceae
Exons: 5
Coding region: 1-2151 (716 amino acids)
Biological process (GO): positive regulation of nuclear cell cycle DNA replication; regulation of cell cycle phase transition
Cellular component (GO): nucleus; Dbf4-dependent protein kinase complex
Molecular function (GO): protein serine/threonine kinase activator activity
Source: RefSeq, a predicted model, not a curated record
AUGUCAACUCUUUCUUCACCGGUUGUAAUUUCAACCAAAUCCACCACCACCACCAAAUUAGAGCCAGAAUUCAACUUUAAUCAUGGUCAUCAUUAUCCACCACUUUCUCCUGAUAUUCGAGUCAACAACGAUAACCAAGACGAUAAUGAUAAUACAGAGUUUGAUGAUAUUCAGUUGGAACCAAUUGAUACGACACCACCAUCAACCAUACCAGCAGUGACUGGUACAAUACGAUACCAACCAUCCAUUGAAAUGGUUGAUGAAGAUUUUGGAACACGUGAUUACAACCAUAACAACAGCAACAACAAUAUUCGAAUUGAAGAAAGAUAUUUAAAUUCUCCACUUCCAAAUCAUCCAAAUCAUCAAAAUAAUAAUCAAAAUACAACAACAAUAGAUAUUCCACAAUUAAAUAUAAAUACUACUACAACUAUAGUUCCAACUACAACAACAACAACAACAACGAAUCAAAUAGAUGAACAACAACAAUUAGAAUUAAAUUAUGAAUUUCAAAGAGAAUUAAUUGAUAGUACAAGUAUAUGUUCGAAUUUUACCAAUUGGAAUAUACUCUAUCUUUUAUUUGGAUGUGUUGUCAUUGUCAACACUGUCAUAUUGUUUUCAGUUGGAUUCCUAUCAGAGAAUCAAUCCAUUAUAUUUAGUGGUAUCAUUCUAUGUCCCAUUGGAUUCCUAGCUAUCAAUCACUCGAUUCAUCUAGCCUAUCGAAGAUCAAGACGAGUUUAUAAUCGGUUGUUGACUGAACACCGAAGACGUCAAAGGGAAGCUGCUGAGGGACAAGCCCCACCAGUCGAUCCAUCAACACUCCCAUCCAAACUUGAAGUCCUCACUAUAGGUAUUCAAUGUUCUCCAACUCCAUUCCCAAGUAUAUCUCAUCAUCAUCAUCAUCAUAAUGAAGAUGAUGAUAAUAAUAAUACCCAUCAUCAAUAUCAAUAUCAUCAUCAUCGAUUAUCAAUAGACAUGGAUAAAUAUGAUAUCACUAGUUUCCAAAAUAAUAACAACAACAACAACAAGAAAAAAAAGACGACAAUGAAUGAAAUAUCAACAAACAAUAAUAAUAAUAAUAUAAAUAAUAAUAAUCGAGAUAAUAAUAAUAAUAAUAACGAUGAUACAACUAGUACAGGAAGUGUGAUGACACUACCAACAAGCAGCAUCCAUUCACUCGAUGGUUACUUUAACUAUUUAAUACAAUUGUAUAGAGAAAAGUUUUUAAAAGAUCAAGUAAUAUUUAAUUGGGAUGAAAGAAUCAAUGAUUCUACAUAUAAUCAAUCUUUGAAUACGUUGGAUGGAUACAUUAAAGUACAAGACUAUCGAUCAUUCACUAGACAUUGCACUGCAUUUAUUCAAUCUGCAACCUAUUGCAACUCACUCUUGGUCGACCUAUUGAUGAGAACUCCCGACCCAAUUGUACCAAAGGAUCAAAAAUCACUUUGGAUUUAUUCUUUUCACGAUGACAAUAAUAUAGAACUAUUGGCUGAUCGAAUUGCAGUGUUGCCAAUGGCCAACAUGGAUAUACUAAUUAGACUAUUUGGAUUAUUACACGAUAUUAGUACUAAUCAAAGUCAAUCAAAUAAUAAUAAUAUUAAUAAUAAUAGUAAUGGAUUGUCGCCAACCACUACUACGAAUACUACAACGAUAAUUGAUGCAAAGAUUAUUGGUGAUGUAUAUGGAGCUACAUUAUUGAGAUCAGAGUCUACACCCAAUUCAUCACCAUCAGCUUCACUACAAGGUAGUGGUGAAUUCUUCUUUGUAGAUGGUGUCAAUGCAUACACUGUCAUUGGGACUCAAAUAGCAACUCUAUUUAUCGAACAAUAUAAUCAAAUAUUUCCAACAUUAAAUAAUGAAUUAAAACAAAGAGAAGAAAGAGUAAACAAAGCAGUACAAGCAUUAAAAGAAAAUGUAGAGAGUCAUUAUUGCAAAUUACAAGAGAAUAUCUAUUUGACGAUUAAAAAGAUUAAACCAUCACGGUUUGAUACGAGGAUAUCAAUCAUUAGGAAAAUACAUAAAGACACGGAAUACCAAUCGUUUGUAGAUGCUUUGAAACAAUACAAGGUUGGACAAAAUGGUAGAGUCUCUUUAAAAAAGGAUGAAAAUAAGAAAAGAACUGCAAUCGAUCCAUUAUUAUUUUCGACUGGCUAA